AUGCUGCAUUUAAGUAAGGGGGACUUUGUUUGGGUGGAGACUGGCAGUGGAGUCCCGAUCGGCGCAGAAGUCACAGUUGAUGACACUGGGCAGCUUCAGCUCAUCGAUGAUGAAGGAAAGGCGCACAAGGUCAAAAAGAAGAACGCGGGGCAUAUCCGUGCAAUGCACCCCACCUCAGUGAAAGGUGUGGACGACAUGAUUAUGCUCGGGGAUCUCAACGAGGCCGGGCUGCUCAGGAACCUGCUGGUGCGCCACAAAGAGGGCAUCAUCUAUACGUACACAGGCUCCAUUCUGGUGGCAGUGAACCCAUACCAGCUGCUGCCCAUCUACACCACGGAGCAAGUGCACAUGUACACAGACAGGCGGCUGGGGGAGCUGCCCCCCCAUGUGUUUGCCAUCGCAGACACCUGCUUUUUCAACAUGAGGCGCAACAAGAAGAGCCAGUGCUGUGUCAUCAGCGGAGAGUCCGGAGCAGGGAAAACAGAGAGCACCAAGCUGAUGUUGCAGUUCCUGGCUGCGGUGAGCGGCCAGCACUCGUGGAUCGAGCAGCAGAUUCUGGAGGCCAACCCCAUCCUGGAAGCCUUUGGUAACGCCAAAACCAUUCGCAACGACAAUUCCAGCCGAUUUGGAAAGUACAUUGAUGUCAACUUUACCAAGGGUGGGGCCAUUGAGGGGGCCCGUGUGGAGCAGUACCUACUGGAGAAGUCCAGGGUUUGUCGCCAGGCGCCUGAGGAAAGAAACUACCACAUCUUUUACUACAUGGUGAUGGGGAUGUCUCCAGACCAGAAAAAGAUUCUUUCUCUUGGAACGGCUGCAGAGUACAAAUACCUGACCAUGGGUAACUGCACCAGCUGUGAAGGACGCGAUGAUGUGAAGGAGUACGCUCACUUCCGUUCAGCUCUGAAGAUCCUCAUGUUCACAGAGACGGACUCCUGGGAAAUCUUCAAACUGCUUGCCGCCCUUCUUCACCUAGGCAAUGUGGAGUUUGAAAGCACUAUAGUGAAAAACCUGGAGGGCUCCAAUGUCGCCAGUUCGUCCCAUUUUAACAUGGCCAGCAAGCUUUUGGAGGUGGAUCCUGCAGCACUGGAGAAAUGUCUGACUCAGCGCUCUGUCACGACCGCCAGAGAUACCGUGAACAAACCCCUGAACUCUGAACAAGCUCUAGAUGGCAGGGACGCCUUUGUCAAGGCAAUAUACGGCAGACUUUUCAUCUGGGUGGUGACAAAGAUCAAUACUGCUAUUUACAAGCCACCCGAGGAUGACCAAGAGGUCCGCCAGUCGAUAGGCCUCCUGGACAUCUUCGGCUUUGAGAACUUUCACAAUAACAGCUUUGAGCAGCUCUGCAUCAACUUCGCCAACGAGCAGCUGCAGCAGUUCUUCGUCAAGCAUGUUUUCAAGCUUGAACAGGAUGAGUAUAACCGUGAGAACAUCCUCUGGACGCACAUCGACUACCAGGACAACCAGAGCACGCUGGACAUUCUGGCCACCAAACCUUUGAAUGUGUUGGCUCUUAUCGACGAGGAGAGCAACUUCCCAAAGGGUACCGACACCUCCAUGCUGUUGAAGUUGAAUCAGAUUCACAGCAAAGGAACAGUCUACAUCCCCCCUAAAAAUGACCAUGAAACAAAAUUUGGAAUUCAACACUUUGCUGGAAGGGUUGACUACGAUUCAAAAGGUUUCCUUGAGAAGAACCGGGACACUCUUAGUCUGGACCUUAUCCAACUGGUGGACACUUCAAGUAACAAACUCCUCAGGCAGACCUUCAGUGCUGAGCUGGGAGCCAGCUCUGACACAGAAAAAAGCGUCAACCCCAGAAUGACCAUUAACAAGCCUAAAAACAUGCGGCCCUCGUCUGACGGCAAGAAGCGCGUGCCGACUCUGUCCGCCCAGUUCCGUCAGUCUCUGGAUUCCCUGAUGAAGACGCUGACUGCGUGCCAGCCUUACUUCAUCCGCUGCAUCAAACCCAACGACUAUAAGAAGCCCAUGCUGUUCGACAGAGACCUGUGCGUACGACAGCUGCGUUACUCCGGCAUGAUGGAGACAAUCAAGAUCAGGAAGGCCGGUUAUCCUGUCCGAUACACCUUCAGCGACUUCUUAAACCGCUACCGUGUCCUUCUGAGGACCUCAGUCUGUGACCCCAACACCGAAAGCAAAGAACAAUGCUGUGAAAGCAUUUGUAGAAGAGUUCUUACCGGAGAUGGCGACUGGAAGACGGGCAAGACGAAGAUAUUCCUAAAGGACUUCCAUGACACAACGCUUGAACUGGAGCGAAUGAAAGAGUUACAUGUUAAGGCUCUUGUGAUCCAAAGAGUCCUGAAGGGCUACAAAUACAGGAGAGAAUUCCUGAGGAAAAGAUCCGCUGCCAUUGUCAUUCAGAAAAACUGGCGAGGAUACAAAGGCAGGAAGCAGUUCAAAGCGGUGCAGCUGGGCUUUGCCAGGCUGCAGGCACUCUCUCGGUCUCGCCAGCUCCACCUCAGCUACCUGAAGAAACGGCAGGCGGCUCUGGUGCUGCAGACCCACAUAAGAGGUUACCUGGCCAGGAAGGAGUGGAAACGCAAGAGAAAUGCCGUGAUCCUGCUGCAGGCGCACACCAGGUCCAUGCUGGCAAAAAGAAAACUCCAAAAGAUGCAGAGAGAUAUGUACCUCUCUGCUAAAGAGAGGGAGGAGGAACAACGUGCCCUGCUGGCCAAACAGAGACAUUUGGAGGAAGUGCUGAGGCAGAAGAGAGAGAUGGAGGCCAGGCAGCAGUCUGAAAACAUCAGUGACCAGGAGAUGGUGGACAACAUCUUCGGCUUCCUGCCCAAUAUUAUCAUUGGAGGGCAGGAGGGCCAGGCUCCUGUUGGAUUAGAGAACAUUGAAGGAAAAAGGACUGUAAUUGAGGAGAUAGACAUCGAUGAGCUUCCCUUGGAGCCAGAACCUCCCGAGGAAGACUAUGAUGACUUGGAUCAGUACUCCUUCACCAAGUUCGCCUCCAUUCACUUCCAGGGAGCAGCCACGCACAGCCACAUCCGGCAGAGGCUUCAGCAGCCUCUGCUCUACCACGAGGAUGAAGGAGAUGUUCUGGCCUCGCUGACGGUGUGGUGGAUCAUCCUGAGAUUUCUGGGAGACCUCCCGGAACCCAAGAGACAGAAUAGAGGAUAUGCCCAUCAGCGGAUGGUGCCUCAGGAUAUGCUCUCUGGGCAGGACAGACGUCUGAGCCACAUGGUGGGCCUGGAUCAGAGAGUGCUGAGGAAGAACAAAGAGGCCACGCCCUCUGUAGUUUCAGAUGACUCAGAAAAGAGAAAAGGGUCGAUUUUCACAGACCUUCUGUCGAAAAACAGGAAACCCUCUGCCAUGCCCAACGAUAUGUCUCCAAACCUGAAGUCCUACACUGCACCUGAAGGUAACCCGCGAGCAAGGAAAGGCUCCACCUUCACUGACAUGCUGUCCAAAAACAAGAAGGUCCCUCCUGGUAGAGAAAACUUAAGGAAGCCGUCCAUCAUCACGGAGGAGUCAGAUAAUAUAUCUGAAUUGUCAUCACCCUCAACGCUGCAAACUGUGAGUGAGAACGGCGAUGUGAUGGCAAGAGAAGAACUCACCCUAGACAGGCCUCUGACAUCUCUGGAAAAAGUCCACUACAUUGUGGGAUAUGGCAUCAUCAGGCCUGAUCUCAGAGACGAGAUCUACUGUCAGAUCUGCAAACAGCUUCAUGAAAACAGCAACCGGAACAGCUACUUCCGCGGGUGGAUCCUGCUCUCCCUCUGUCUGGGUGUCUUUCCUCCCAGUCAGCUCUUUUUGAAGUACCUUCAAAGUUUUAUCCGUUUUGCUCCUGGGGGAUUCCCAUCCUACCUGGCCGAGCGGCUGCGGCGUACCUUGAUGAACGGAGCGAGAGGGGAGCCUCCGGCCUGGCUCGAACUGCAGGCAACCAAGACGAAGAAGCGCAUGUUAGUGAACGUGGCGCUGCUGGAUGGAAGAGCCAUUAACCUUCCCGUGGACUCAGCGUCUACGUCAAGAGAAGUUUGCCAGCUCGUCUCCAACAAAAUCAAGCUCAGGGACGCUUUUGGCUUUUCCCUCUAUGUAGCUAUGUACGAAAAGGUAAGAGAGGAUGAUCUCAUCCAGCUGGCUGCUAAGCAUCUGUACAUCCAACAUGGCUCCGACAAUCGUCCUGAGAAUGUCAAAGAGACCGUGAGGGACUGCAUCAAGAACUCCCUUAUUGAGGCCAAAUCAGAGGCCAAGCUGGUUCAGAUGAUCCACACGGCUCACGCUCAGAGUUCCUUCCUGAAUAACAAACAAAAACCAGAGCUGGUGAAAGCAGAGAUGGUGGACUAUGCUAGGGAUAAGUGGCCCAUGUUCUUCUCCAGGUUCUAUGAAGUUACCAAACUGUCAGGUCCAGUGCCAAAGAGUAAGUUCAUAGUGGCCAUCAACUGGACCGGUAUCACCUUCCUGGAUGAGAGAGAAAAGAGGCUGAUGGAGCUGUCCUUCCCAGAGGUUAUGGGUGUCAACACUAUAAGGGAGGGUAAGACGUCUGGCCCCAGGAUCUGUCUGCUGACACUGAAGGGAGACUUCAUCCUGAGCGGAGCUUCGGUUGAAGACAUGGCUGAGCUGACCACCAUGUUCCUCAGUGGAUUGACGGAGCGUUCCGUGUACGCCGUGGCACUAAAAGAUGUCAACAGCCAGGAUGAUCCUACAAUUCUAAGCUUUAAGAAAGGAGAGCUCAUUAUUCUUAUCAAAGAUGAUGAGUUUUCUAAGCAGCGUGGCUGGAUUAAAGGACAAAACAGCAGCAACAAAAAAACAGGAGCAGUCUCCACUGAGGCCAUCCAUAUCCUACCAACGCUAAGCAGACCUAGCAAUGAAAUCUUGAGCUUUAUCAACUUGUCUCCAAACCAGAGGAAGGACUUGGUCCAGGCAAACCAGAAAGAUAUGGGGACUAUGGAGAGAGUACCCCCUGCCACGCUGAAAGAGUAUUCUCUUCAGUAUUUCAGGCAACCCACCAAGGAUGUGAACCGUCAGGUGAUCUCUAGGAACGCCGCGCCGGAGAGGCUGUGGGCUCACUCUAGAGAGCCAAUCAGACAGCCUCUCCACAUGAAACUGUUGGGCACCCAAGAUCUCAGCCACAAAGCCUGUAUGGCCUUCACUGCAAUCCUUAAGUAUAUGGGAGAUUACCCCACCAGGCAGAUGCAGAGUCCUCUGGAGCUCACUGACCAGAUCUUCAGUCCUCCCACUCAAUCUGAGGCGCUCAGGGAUGAGAUCUACUGCCAGAUCAUGAAGCAGAUGACCAGCAAUAACAACAGGUUCAGCAUAGAACAGGGUUGGCAGCUGCUCUGGCUUUGCUGCGGCCUGUUUCCACCCAGCCAGCCUCUACUGAAGCACACUCAGAAAUUCCUGGAGUCUCGGCGCAGGGAGCCCCUGGCCUCCGACUGUCUGCAGCGGCUGCAGAGCUCGCUGAGGUCGGAUCCCAGGAAGCUUCCGCCGCACCAGGUGGAGGUGGAGGCCAUCCAACAGAACAGCACCCAGAUCCUUCACAAAGUCUACUUCCCCAACGACACAGAUGAGGUAUUUGAGGUCGCAACCCGCACCAGAAUCAAGGAUCUCAUCCAGACCAUUUCCAAAAGGCUACAACUGGCUUCGGCCGACGGCUUCAGCCUCUUUAUGAAAACACAGGACAAGGUUCUCGGUUUAAAUGAAGCAGACUACUUCUUUGACAGUCUGAGGCAAAUCACGGACUGGUCGAAGAGAGCCAAAAGGAUCAAAGAAGGUGGGCCGGUCAACAUUUCCUACCAUGUGUUCUUCAUGAGGAAGUUGUGGUUUAAUGUAGUCCCUGGCAGGGAUAUCAAGGCCGAUCUUAUCUUCCAUUUUCCUCAGGAGUUACCUAAGUACCUGAGAGGCUAUCAUGUUUGUACCAAGGAGGAUAUGGUCAACAUCGCUGCUAUGCUCUUCCUAGUAAAGGUCCGCGGUGACAAAAGCCAGAUCGCCACGAUUCCCAAGGUGCUGAAGGAGCUCGUUCCUGCCGACCAGCUGAAGGCCAUGUCUGAAAACGAGUGGAAAAAGAAUAUAAUCGCAGCCUUUAACAGACGUACCAAUAUGAAAGUUGAUGAAGCAAAGAUUGCAUUUCUGAAGGCGGUUUGCCGCUGGCCGACAUUCGGCUGCGCUUUCUUUGAAGUGAAGCAAACGUCAGAGCCAGAUUUUCCAGAUAUUGUGCGAAUCGCAAUCAGCAAGACUGGACUCACCAUCUUGCACCCAAAGACCAAGGAUGUUUUGGCAAACCACCCAUACAACAAAAUAGCUAGCUGGUGCAGCGGAAGCACCUACUUCCACAUGACCGUUGGCAGCUUAGUGAAGGGUAACAAAUUCCUCUGCGAGACUUCACUGGGCUACAAGAUGGAUGAUCUGAUUACUUCCUAUGUGAACAUGUAUCUCAGGGAGAGAACGGCGCAGUCCAGGGGCCAUCGCUACAACAUGUAGACAUUAGGAGUUCAACCCUGCUUCUCCUUGCAGCUCCACAACUCCUUAUCAGAGUUUUUAAUGUAAUUUGGUUUAAAAAACAAAGCCACAGAUUUAUUGCAUGUAAAUAAGUAUUUCUCAGCUUUGAUUUGUUGCUUCACAAACAGGAAAAUGUAAAGCCCUGGUCUCUUUGCAUAUUUACCUAAACAUUUUUAAGAACUAAACACUAAAAAUUUCCUAAUCAGGAUUUUUUUUUUCUGUCUCUGAAAUGGAAAUUAUUUCCUAAAUAGAUAAUUUCCCAUAAAAUGAUGCACUAAAUUUGUUCAGUAUUACAUGGUUGGCAUCAGUACCGUCUUCUUCUUCAGUAGCUUAGCAAUGAUCCUUGCUUAACUGGCAGCCGUAGAUAUUUUAUCCCAACAAGUUCUAAAAACAUUAUAUUCUGACAACACAAAAAAGUAAACAGAUAUACAGAUACAAAGUUCUCAAUACACUGAAAAUAACCAUGGAAAUAGGUAAAAAUGUCUAAAAUUAAGUGUAUUUAGCCUUAAUUUGAAUAGGUAAAUGAGAUAGUUUGCCAAUGGAAUGAGAAUCUUUACUUUUAAAAUAUGAUAAUUAGAUA
Molecule: messenger RNA, 7039 nt
Organism: Cyprinodon variegatus (sheepshead minnow)
Lineage: Eukaryota; Metazoa; Chordata; Actinopteri; Cyprinodontiformes; Cyprinodontidae
Gene: myo7ba
Product: unconventional myosin-VIIa-like
Exons: 46
Coding region: 1-6441 (2146 amino acids)
Cellular component (GO): myosin complex; cytoskeleton
Molecular function (GO): protein binding; cytoskeletal motor activity; ATP binding
Source: RefSeq, a predicted model, not a curated record